AUGAGAUACUACUACGGCAAUGACUAUGGUGGCCUGGGCUAUAGAUGUGGAGGCCUGGGUUAUGGCUAUGGCCUAGGCUGUGGCUGUGGUUGUGGUGGCUUUAGUGGCUUAGGGUGUGGCUGGGGAGGCCACAGAUAUGGCUGGUGCCGCCCAUUGUGCUAUGGAGGAUAUGGAUUCUCCAGCUUUUAUUGA
Messenger RNA from Prionailurus viverrinus (fishing cat), 192 nucleotides. Its product is annotated as keratin-associated protein 19-4-like. The transcript has a single exon. The record is from RefSeq and is a predicted model, not a curated record. Bases 1 to 192 code for a protein of 63 amino acids. Lineage: Eukaryota; Metazoa; Chordata; Mammalia; Carnivora; Felidae.